AAUAAAAAAACAAAGUGAAGCAUCUUAAAAUGUUUCUCUUUUUUUCGGUAUAAGAUCAUUAGGCACAUUAAUAUCAGCUUAUUUUAGUGGUUUCUUAUUAUAAAUAUUUUUACCCUUUACUGUAUUUGCUAUAACAAGUAUCUUUCCUUUAUUUUUAUUUAUAGGUAGUUUAUUUCUUAAAGAAAAAAGUUAUUAAAAUUAAUAGACUUUUUAAAAAGAAUAAUUAUUUUAAUUUUUUAGAUUUCUUAAAAAGCCUUUUAUUAUCAAACCUUUGAUUUUUAUUUUAAUUUUUAUGAUUCCACCUUCUAGUGGUACAACAAUGUUUUAUUAUUAUACAAAUUACUUAAAUUUUUCCCCAGAAUUUAUGGGUUAAUUGCAAUUUUUAUCUUCUUUAGGUAUUUUCUUGGCAAUAAUAAUAUACAAUAUAUUUUUAAAAAAUAUUUAGUUUAAAAAAAUUUUUAUAUCGUCAUCUUUAAUAUGUAUUUUAGCAUAUUUAUCUUAAUUAUUACUUGUUUCAAGAUACAAUUUGAAAUUGGGUAUUCCUGAUAAAGUUUUCUGUCUUUUUGAUACUGCCUUUAUUAAAAUGUUAAGUGAAAUAAAUAUAAUGCCAAUAUUAGUACUUGCCUGUAGAUUGUGCCCUAAAAAUAUAGAAGGAACUAUGUAUGCAACGAUUAUGAGUACCAUUAAUUUUGGAGGAGCGCUUUCUUUAUAAUUAGGAGCUUUAAUAACAUACCUUUUAGGCAUAGAUGAAUAACAUUUUUAAUUGUUGUGGGCUCUAAUAUUAAUAUCGGGAUUGGCAAGUUGCGUACCAUUGUUAUUAAUUAAAUUAAUUGAUGUUAAAAUGGAGGAAGAUAGCGAGUUAACAGAAGAUAAGUAGACUAUAGAAAUUUUUUAGGAUAAUUAAACUUUAUGA
Messenger RNA from Ichthyophthirius multifiliis, 913 nucleotides. RefSeq lists its product as hypothetical. The record is from RefSeq and is a predicted model, not a curated record. Lineage: Eukaryota; Ciliophora; Oligohymenophorea; Hymenostomatida. The transcript is spliced from 2 exons. The annotation marks the transcript as partial.